AGAAAACGCGCAGACUAGUGCCUUUCCAGUACAUCUACUGUAUCAUUUGAGCCCGGAGAAGGACCCAUGUACUUCCUAUUCCACCUCGGAUCCUCGCUGUCCCUUCUGUUGUUGUUCCCCGAGUGCCGUGAUUACCCGGCGCGGUCCUUCCUGGAUCUCCGGGUGCGAGUGCGAUGCUGAGGGGGGGCCCCAGAGAGUGAGGCCAUGGGCUGCACCUCGGCCAAGCAGGUGUCGGCCGUGCCCAGCGACGAAGACGGACGCGGCGGCGGCGGCAAGGCCUACAGCAACGGAGACCUCUUCACAGAUGAGUACAAGAUGAAGGGGGUGGAGGAGGUGAAGUACAUGAGAGGGGAGGAGGAGCGAUUGAACGCCCGCAAUCAGGAGAACACGGAGCGGAGUGGGGUGCAGUACCGGGGGAAACUCCACAAAGAGGCAAACGCCAACAAGACCAAUAUUCACACAUCAGAAAGCCAGCAGGAGUUUUUCCGAAUGCUGGAUGAGAAGAUUGAGAAGGGAGAAGACUAUUGUUCGGCAGAGGAGGAAGAUGGGACAUAGCACAAUGGCUCCCGGAUUCAUCGUAGAGAACCUCGCUAUGUGUGUGUGUCUGUGUGUGUGCGUGUGUGUGAGCGUGUGUGUUUUGUGUAAAGGACAGAGUGAGUGAUUGUGUGCCUGGGCACACGCGUGUGUGUUUGUGAGAGGAAGAGCGGGCCAGACAGCGGAAGCAGUGUUGAGCAGCGAGGCGUUGUGUACGAGGGGACGUGUGAAUGUGUGUGUGCGCGGACCGCCAUGUGACGGAGAAAGUAUUUUGACCACGAGUGGAAUGGCCUCGAAAGAGUGAGUGAGCGGGGGAGAGAGAGAGAGAUAGAGAGGGAGAGAGAGAGAGAGAGAGAGAGAGAGAGAGAGACAGAGAGAGAGUGUGAAAGAGAGAGCGAGUAUUUAAAACUCGACUGGAUUUAAAGUGGACUACCCUCCAGGGACUAGCCCCGCCCCCCCCCUUCCCCCCCUCUGGUCUGUCC
Messenger RNA from Gadus chalcogrammus (walleye pollock), 1016 nucleotides. RefSeq lists its product as uncharacterized. Lineage: Eukaryota; Metazoa; Chordata; Actinopteri; Gadiformes; Gadidae. The transcript is spliced from 6 exons. The record is from RefSeq and is a predicted model, not a curated record. The coding region runs from base 205 to 555 and encodes 116 amino acids.